Chondrus crispus (carragheen) is the source of this 3150-nucleotide messenger RNA. RefSeq lists its product as hypothetical. Gene Ontology annotation, molecular function: tRNA binding; isoleucine-tRNA ligase activity; ATP binding. Gene Ontology annotation, cellular component: cytosol. Gene Ontology annotation, biological process: isoleucyl-tRNA aminoacylation. The coding region runs from base 1 to 3150 and encodes 1049 amino acids. Lineage: Eukaryota; Rhodophyta; Florideophyceae; Gigartinales; Gigartinaceae. The transcript has a single exon. The record is from RefSeq and is a predicted model, not a curated record.
AUGGACCGCGUCGCCUUCGUUGGCGCUGCUCAUAGCGUCUCCCUUGCGUCACGAUGGGCUGGCAAUCGUGCAUUUUCGCUCAGACGCGGCCGCCAUUUCACAACCCUUCCGUCCUAUCGCUCCACACUAACAUGCUCGACUGCCUCCACGCAUGCCGCAGCAGAGAAACCACGGAAAAAGAAGGGGAAGGCGGACCCCAGUCCAUAUUCUGCAACCGUCAAUUUGCCUCAGACUGCAUUCGAGCAACGCGCAAACGCCACUAAGCGAGAACCGCAGAUUCAGAAGUUUUGGGAAGAGAAUGCCGUCUAUCAGCGUUUGUCAAGGGAGAACCCUGGCGAUACUUUUGUUUUGCAUGACGGACCACCUUUUGCGAACGGUCCGCUGCAUUGUGGACAUGCUCUCAAUAAGAUUUUGAAAGAUUUUAUCAUCAAGCACAGCUUGAUCAACGGGAAGAAGGCUGUCUUUGUCCCAGGAUGGGACACCCAUGGCUUACCCAUUGAACUUAAAGUAUUGCAAGGCAUCAAGAGUAAGGAGAGAAAGAAUCUGUCAACGUUAGGGCUAAGGCAGAAGGCGAGGGAAUUUGCGAACACAACAGUUGCCAAUCAUAUCACAGGUAUGAAGAGAUUUGGUGUCUGGGCUGACUGGGAUAAUCCUUAUCUUACUAUGAACCCUGAGUAUGAGGCUGCACAGAUUGACGUAUUUGGGAAAAUGUAUGAGGCGGGCUAUGUAUUUCGGGGAAAGAAACCCGUGCACUGGUCUCCAUCUAGUCGCACAGCUCUUGCUGAGGCCGAACUAGAGUAUCCUGAAGGGCACACAUCGCAAAGUUGCUACUGCGCUUUCACAGCUGUUUCUGCCCCUGCUGAUGCGCCGAGUUUUUUGCGGGAAGUCGUUUCAUCUCUUGGUGGGCUGGCGUUAUCUGUGUGGACAACGACCCCCUGGACUAUGCCGGCAAAUAGAGCGGUCGCGGUCAAUAACAAGCUCGAGUAUGUUCUCGCGAAGGGACUGCAUCCACAACUGCCAGAAUUGACGGUUGUUAUUGCAAAAGAGUUGCUCGAGACGGCGAGUGCGAAGUUUGGUACAUCUGAUAUCGUUCAGGAGUUGGGCGUGUUGACUGGAAAGGAUCUGCUGGGUGUGCAAUAUACACAUCCAUUGGAAGAUGGGUUAGUCUGCAGAGUAGUUGAGGGUGGCGAUUACAUCACGACGGAAACAGGAACUGGUCUCGUUCAUACAGCUCCAGGCCAUGGGCAGGAGGAUUACCAGACUGGGUUACGCGAAGAUUUAGAUUUGCAUUCACCUGUUGACGACGCAGGAAAAUUUACCGAGGAAGCCGCGAAUGGGCGUUUUACAGGUCUUCCGGUGCUCGGUGAUGGAAACAAAGCUGUUCUUGCAGAAUUGUCAGAAAGAUCAGUUUUGCUUCUCGAGGAAGCGUACGCACAUAAGUAUCCGUAUGACUGGAGAACUAAGAAGCCUACAAUUUUCCGUGCCACUGAGCAAUGGUUCAUUUCCAUUGAAGGUUUCAGAGAAUCAGUUUUGGAGGCCAUCGAAAAUGUAAACUGGUACCCUGCAUCUGGUAUUAAGCGGAUUCGUGGCAUGGUUGAAACUCGCGGCGACUGGUGCAUAUCGAGGCAGCGCUCUUGGGGCGUGCCCAUUCCUGUGUUUUAUGAUGAUGAGACCGGAGAGUCGUUUAUGAACCAAGAAAUUGUGAAUCAUGUGAAGGAGAUCGUGAAAGAGCAAGGAACCGAUGUAUGGUGGGAGUUGGAAGCAGACGACCUUCUUCCAGAGGCGUACCGCGGCCGCAACCUGCGAAAGGGUAGAGAUACAAUGGACGUGUGGUUUGAUUCUGGUUCAUCGUGGGCUGCGGUUGCCAGCGCCAGGAAUGAAUUGGCAUAUCCAGCGGAUAUCUAUUUGGAAGGUUCUGAUCAACACCGAGGGUGGUUCCAGAGCUCCAUACUAACAUCUGUAGCGACAAAGCAACAAGCCCCUUAUAAGAACGUACUAACUCACGGAUUCGUUCUUGACGAAAAGGGUGUCAAGAUGAGCAAGAGCAUCGGGAAUGUUGUUGAUCCUCUGAGCGUCAUCAACGGUGGGAACAACAAGAAAACGGACCCUGCGUAUGGUUCAGAUGUCCUUCGGUUAUGGGUUUCUUCCGUGGACUACUCCGCAGAUAUCAUGAUAGGCCCAUCAAUUCUGCGACAGGUGGCCGAUGUCUACAGAAAGCUAAGAAACACCUUGCGUUACAUGGUCGGGAACAUUCAUGACUUCGUUCCUGCCGAGCAUGCCGUCCCGUACAGUGAGCUACCGACGCUGGAUAAAUACAUGCUUUCUAGGAUGAUGCAGCUUUCGGAGGAAGUUGGUCAAGCGUACGAAUCGUUUGCCUUCUUCAAAGUGUACCAAGCGCUUCAGCGAUUUGCAGUGGUCGAUCUGUCCAAUUUCUACUUGGACAUCGCAAAGGAUCGCUUGUAUAUUCCUGAACCGAACUCAUUCCGGCGGAGGUCAUGCCAGACGGUGCUGGCGGUUUUGCUGGAGAACUACUCUAGAGCACUGGCUCCGAUUGUCUCUCACACAGCUGAGGACUUAUGGCAAAGCAUGCCGUAUGUACCAACAUCUACGAAAGCCGGAGUCGUCGAUUCCAAGUCUGUGUUUGAUGCCGGAUGGUUCGAACGACGACCAGAAUGGAUUAAUGUGGACGACUCGGUCAUGAAGAAUUGGGAAGUCGUGCUCGACGCCCGGGACGCUGUGAACAAGGUUUUGGAAGCCGCGCGUGUAGGGAAGACGCUAGGUGCCUCCAUGGAAGCUUCAGUGAAGAUCUACGCGGCCGACCCCGAAGAUGCUCAGGCGCUACAAUCACUGAGGAAUUGCUCUAGCGACGUAGACAGUCUGGAACGUGCAUUCAUCGUUUCUGAAGUUGAGGUGGUAUCGUCGCCUGACGAGAUCGCCACGUGCGCGCACAGCAAUGUCGAACAAGGAGAGAAAACCGGGGAGCGAUUUAGAGUGGGAAUGAACAAGUCGGGCGCUCCGAAGUGUGAACGGUGCUGGCAUUACGACAUGACCGUGGGGGACAGCCACGCGCAUCCGGUGUUGUGUGGUAGGUGCACGAAGGCGGUUGUGAGCAUGGGGAUGGAGACGGCGCCUGUCGCUGCUGCUGUAUAG